UCACAAGCUAUGGUUUUCCAGUUGGUUCUCUCCCUAUUAGGUACUUGGGUCUCCCAUUGAUGAGCAGGAAGCUUAGAAUCUCAGAGUAUUCCCCACUCAUGAACAAGAUCUCUGCCUGCUUCAACUCUUGGUCUGCUAAAAUGCUUUCAUUUGCUGGUCGGCUCCAGCUGCUCAAGACUGUGAUCUCUGGCAUCAUUAUCUUCUGGUGCUCGGCUUUUAUCCUUCCCAAAGGUUGUAUUAAGAGCAUUGAGUCUCUCUGCUCUCGAUUCCUUUGGUCAGGCAGCAUUGUUAGGAAGGGUAUAGCUAAGAUCUCUUGGUCUACGGUAUGUCUCCCAAAGCAGGAGGGUGGGCUUGGUCUGAGGAGCUUCCUGGUCUGGAACCAGGUUCUCUGUCUCAAAUUCAUCUGGAUUCUUCUGUCGAAAACUCACUCUCUAUGGUCUGAGUGGCACAGGCAUAUUCACUUACCGAAUAAAUGUUUCUGGACAAUUGCACCUGCCUCUAAUGACUCUUGGAUGUGGAGAAGGCUACUCAAGCUCAGACCACUAGCUCUUCAUUUUUGCAAAGUCUCUUUAGGAAACGGCAGAGAGGCGAGUUUCUGGUAUGACAGUUGGUCACCAAUGGGGCAGUUAAUUGAACACAUUGGCCCGCAGGGACCAAGGAAUUUGAGAAUAAGACACAAUGCGGUUGUUGCAGACGCAAUUAUCGAUGAUCACUGGGCUUUACCUCACCACUGUCUCGCUACCUCUACCCACUGAUAUUGAUGAUGAUUAUGUUUGGAUUGCAGGUGAUUCUCCGGUUCGUGAGUUCAGGGCGUCAACUACCUGGGAAGUCAUGCGACCGCGGGAGCAAGCAAAGGAUUGGGUUGAUGUAAUCUGGUUCAAAGGGGCGGUACCGAAGCAUGCCUUCACGAUGUGGGUAGCUUGCUGGGACAGGCUUCCGACCAGGGAACGUUUGGUCUCUUGGGGAAUGCAUAUUGCAAUAACAUGUCCGCUAUGCUCAAGAGUUCCAGAAACAAGAGAUCAUAUGUUAUUGUCAUGUGAUUACAGUACCGACGUGUGGAAGGAAGUGUUCAUUAGGUGCCUCCCUCCCUCUACCAUUCUGACAACCUGGGCGGAACUUCUUUCAUGGAUAAGAAACGCAGGAACUGCGGACCUGAAGCUCCUGCGUAAAGUCGCAACACAAGCCGCAGUGUUUCAUCUCUGGAAGCAACGGAACAACGUUGUCCACAACCAAAUCUCCAUCCCUGCCGCUACAGUCUUUGUUGGGCUCGACAGAGAAGUGAGAAACAUCAUAUCGGCUAAGAGAAAGCGCAAACAAUUUAGCUCACUCAUGUCUCUUUGGCUGAGAUAAUCAACCAUUUCUUCUAUUCCUAGCUCCAGCUUGUUUUUCUUCUUUUUGCCAAGUUGGA
Messenger RNA from Brassica rapa (field mustard), 1408 nucleotides. RefSeq lists its product as uncharacterized. The record is from RefSeq and is a predicted model, not a curated record. NCBI's taxonomy places the organism in Eukaryota, Viridiplantae, Streptophyta, Magnoliopsida, Brassicales, Brassicaceae.